GGUUAAUGGCUUCUACUUACUGAGCUACCUUUAUGAGAAAGCCAAAUAUAAUCCAAAGAAAAUUCAUGAGAUAUGAUGCAUCGGCUAGUAAAAUUAUAAAAAUAUGAUUGCCUGAACACUUAAUUGUUACGAUAGCUAUUAAUUUUUAUCAAAUUUUACUCGUGGCCUACGAAAUAUGUGUUGAAACUGUUUACCGAGCAACGAACGUAACCAUUACACUCAUCGCUACGUUGGACCAGCCCGAUGCAAAGGAACCCAACAUUCAGCGUGAUAUCACAAGAUUUAUAUUGCACUAGGUGACAUGCCCAGCAGUCGUGAUAUCGAACGAGCUGAACGUAAUGGAAGAUUUCGAUCCCGCAGACGUGGUAGUACAAGCAGUGAUAUAAAUCGUCACAGUUUCGAGGGAUCUGAUAAAAAGCACAGGAGGCAUGGAAAAAGCAAGAGUUCUGGUAAAAAGAAGAAAAAGAGGUCAAGAGAUAAAUCCAUAGAAAAUGUCCCGACUGUAGCAUCUUCGAUUGUUAAACCUUUGGUCGAAUACUCGGAUGUGAGCAGCGAAGAUUUAUCUGAACCAGAAGCAGGGGAAAUUCAAUCAGAGGAAAGUAGGGGUAAUAGCUACACGGACGGAGAAGUACCUGAAUCAGUUUUACAGAGACGUUACUAUGGCGGUAGUCCGGUGCGUGCUCUUGGAGCAUCGCCUAUUAGUCUUUCACCAUCACCACCAGUUCAACACAGGCAUUCUGGUAGACAUUAUUCACCAAAUGAACAGCAACCAUCGGCGAUGCACGGUGGAACGCCUGAAUACGAAGAGGAGUCUAGACGAUAUGCCAGAAGAAAAGAGAAGAAGCACAAACGAGACAAGAAAAAGAAACGAAGUCUUAGUCCUUCAUCUAGUACAGGGAAGAAGAAAAAACGAAAGUCCAAGAGACAUUCGCACAGUUUGAGUCCACAUCGCAUUGCGGAUGAAAUCAUCAUAAGUCCAGAACAUGAAAAACCAGUUGGAAAUUGGUCAGAGUCUCCGCCUUUACCAUUAAAAGAUAGUACUUCCCCGAUAUCGCCCGCGACGCCUCAGGAGCAAAGAUGUUUAAGCGACGUAGAACUUGAAAUGACUAGGCAACCGCGAAAUGUAACUCCUCCGCCUCUUCCUCCAAGGCCAACAGAAUCUCCGCAUACCCCUUUGUUACCACCAAGAACAGUAACACCAGAAAAUAAUAAAGCAGGUUUAUCUACAAUGAAACAUACACCUGAAAGGCAAAAGCAUAGUCCUAGUAUUCAUACUCGACGUAGUAGCGCUAGUCCUGGCCCCGCUAUUAGUUCAAGUCGUAGGAGGCCACAUAGUCCAAGUCCACCGACAAGACGACGGGACCAUAGCCCGACAAGAAGAAGAGAUUUUAGUCCAAAUCCAAUGGUGCAUAGACUCAGGCAUAGUCCUAGUCCAUCCACGAGACGACGAGAAUUUAGUCCGAGUCCUGUAAGUCAUCGACGUAGAGGAGAUCCUGUUAGUUCUUCACCUUCGAGUAAACGUAGGAGACGCGAGGAAACUGACCGGCGACAUAGACAUCACGAAAAAGAUAGACGAGAUAAAAGGAAGUCGAGGUCAACUAGAAGUCCUACCGGAAGCAGGUUGCAUUUACCUCUUUCUCGUUCACGAUCUCGAAGUCCUGGAAGAUGGCGAAAGAUUCAGUCACGUUCAAGAUCGCGUUCACGUAGGCGAAGUCGUACUCCAAAGAAAUCUCGAUCUCCUAGCAAGACUCACAAAUCGACAAGAAAACACAAAUCAAAGAGUCCUCGUCCUUCGAGAAUACCUUCUCCUUCUCCUCAUAGAUCGAGAGCAAGGAGUCCAUCAAGUAUCACAGCAAGAAAUCUUAGAGUGCAAGCAAAAAUUAGUGAGACUAGUUUAUUUGCCGAACUCGUAAAAGACAGAAAUAUGAGGGAAUUGGCGUACAAAAAGUUACAGGCAGCUAAAGAAAAAGCUGUUAAUCAGGAUGAAGUUCAAAUUAUAGAAGGCACUGACGACAAAGAUGCUAGUAAUACAUCCUCUGAGAAUAAAACUUCCAUUGACAAUAAAGAUAAAUAUGUGAAUCACAAGGAACAAUUAAAAACACCAAAUGAAAAUGUGAAAUCUGUCGAUGUCGUGGAUAUUCCUGUACCAAUGUCUGACGAUAGCGGAAUCGCAGGAAAGACUCCACCAUUGCCUAUAACACAGUCUGCGAGUGCACCAAAUUUAAUGUUUGGAGUUAAUCAGCCUUCAGCGAUUGUAUAUACUUCACCUACGAGCACUACGUCUAAUAAUUGUCCAAUGACUGUUACAAAUAGCCCAAACUUUCCAACUGUUACAAAUGUACAAGUACCACCAUUGCCACAAUCUGAGUCCGCAAACGCAUCGGGUUUAUCACAAGUAUCUAUUUCAGUGCCUAUUCCUGUAUCAGUACCUGUUCUCCCAAAUUUAUCUCUUCCGCCGCCACCUAUACCAAUUCCAGUUCCAGCGCCAAACACGGCAAUGUCAAAGUUCAAUCCGCCUAACAAUUUAGUUCCUCUUAAGUCUGUAGAUCCUCCCAAACCUCCCAUUGUGGCAUUUAAAACAAAAAGUUUGUCGCGAUUACCACUGCCACCUGGAAUCAAUCAAAAUGAUUUGGAGAGUAUAGAUUCGCCGCCAAGUCGAUCCCCAAGUCCACCUAGUAAAGCGCAAAUUAAAUUUCCAGCUUCGACUCCAAAACCACCACUAAAGAAGGGUAUUAAAGAUUUACCAAUGCCACCAGUUGUUCCUGGGUCCGAAGAUUUAAGCGGAGAGGACGAUCCAAAUGCAACACCGCCACGCACGAAAGUCGAGCGUAUUCCACCUAAACCGAAGUUAAAGAGACCAAAAAUCUUGAAACGCAGAGGUUCGAGAAAUUGUCAUACGCCCAUGUCGGCUUCUGGUGGCAAAGACUGGGGAGAACGAUGUGUAGAUGUGUUCGAAGUCAUAGCUCAAAUAGGCGAGGGCACUUAUGGACAAGUUUACAAAGCUCAAGAUAAACGUGCUGCUGUGCUUGUUGCAUUGAAGAAAGUACGCUUAGAGAACGAGAAGGAAGGAUUCCCCAUUACGGCAGUUCGCGAAAUCAAAAUUUUGCGGCAACUUAAUCACAAAAAUAUUGUUAAUUUAAGAGAAAUUGUCACAGAUAAACAAGAUGCCUUAGAUUUUAGAAAGGACAAAGGUUCGUUCUACCUUGUGUUUGAGUAUAUGGAUCACGAUUUGAUGGGCCUCCUAGAAUCCGGAAUGGUUGACUUCAAUGAAAUGAAUAAUGCAAGCAUUAUGAAGCAAUUAUUAGAUGGAUUGAAUUACUGCCACAGUAAAAACUUCUUACACAGAGACAUCAAGUGCUCAAACAUAUUGAUGAACAACAAAGGGGAAGUCAAGUUAGCUGAUUUUGGACUUGCAAGACUUUACAAUGCUGAAGAUAGACAGCGUCCUUACACAAACAAAGUAAUCACUUUGUGGUACAGGCCACCUGAAUUAUUAUUAGGCGAAGAACGGUAUGGGCCUGCAAUAGAUGUAUGGAGUUGUGGUUGUAUUCUAGGCGAAUUAUUUUCUAAAAAACCGCUAUUUCAGGCGAACGUAGAGAUGAUGCAAUUGGAGAUGAUUUCCAGAGUUUGUGGCACACCGACACCUGCCGUUUGGCCUUCUGUGAUAAAAUUGCCAUUGUGGCACACACUCAAGCCAAAAAAAUCACAUAGGAGACGUUUACGAGAAGAUUUUUCGUUUAUGCCGGCGCCAGCUUUGGAUCUUCUAGACAAAAUGUUGGAAUUAGAUCCUGAAAAACGGAUAACGGCUGCUGACGCGCUUAAAAGUUCUUGGCUGAAAAAUGUUCAACCCGAACAGAUGCCAGCACCACAGCUUCCUACUUGGCAAGAUUGUCAUGAGCUUUGGAGUAAAAAACGAAGACGACAGUUACGAGAACAGCAAGAGAGCUCUGCAGGAAAGAUACCUCUCCUUCCUCUUCCAAAUAAAGGAGGCCCCCAUAAGGCUAUUGAAGAUCUAUCGGAUGUCGGAGGGUCUUCCAAACGUUUAAAAAUGGAAGCAGGCUACAAUUCUCAUCCAAGUCGACUUGGUACGGAAUCACAUUAUGGAGGAGAUAAUAUGUUUAAUCAGAGUGGGCCGUUUAUGGUCUCACCUUCGUCAUACUAUUAUGCUAGUCCUCCACCUGUUAAACCACGGCUCAAGGGUGAUUCUGGCUCUCAUAUGACAGAACUAUGCGCAGAAGAUAGUCUUGCUCGAAAAUUAAGUAUUCUCACAAAUGCCUUAAAUCAGGGAAAACCAAUUCGUGUUGAUGAUCUCAUGUCACUUCGAUCGGAUAAUGAGAGUGACCCAAAAGUAGUGCAGUUAUUAGGAGAAUUGCAUACUGAACUUCGACUUGCUGCAAGUUCAAGACCAAGUGGACAAUUGGAAUCUCAUCUUCCUGUAUUGAAUCCACCAUCUUUAGAUACGAAUACGUCCCAGUCAGGAAAUUUCGAUGCGCAUGCAGUUUAUGCUGGUGAUGAUGCGAUGAGUUCCGGAAGAUGGUCACACCUGGCUACAGCUGGUGUUCGCAGUGCAUUAUUGGCGCUCAUGUCGCGCUACGGUUUGGAAACUUACAAUCCUUCCCCUGCUAUCACCCGACCCCCAGAUUGAAGUGGUCCCAACAGAACGCGUACGAAAAUGAGGUUAGGACGUGUGCUUCUAUCCGGCAAGAUGUAUACAAUCUGUGACAGUGUUAUGGCGGAUUGCGCUACAAUACGAAAGGAGACGAC
Messenger RNA from Colletes gigas, 4764 nucleotides. RefSeq names its product cyclin-dependent kinase 12 (gene Cdk12). Gene Ontology annotation, biological process: protein phosphorylation; transcription elongation by RNA polymerase II; positive regulation of transcription elongation by RNA polymerase II. Gene Ontology annotation, molecular function: ATP binding; cyclin-dependent protein serine/threonine kinase activity; cyclin binding. Lineage: Eukaryota; Metazoa; Arthropoda; Insecta; Hymenoptera; Colletidae. The coding region runs from base 302 to 4645 and encodes 1447 amino acids. The record is from RefSeq and is a predicted model, not a curated record. The transcript has 12 exons. Gene Ontology annotation, cellular component: cyclin/CDK positive transcription elongation factor complex; nucleus.